AUGGGCAAACGGGUAACAUUGGAUGACAUCCCACCUGAAUUGAAAGACUUGAGACCAUUAGAAUUAAGACUGAUAAGCCAACGAAUCCCUUUCAUGAAACUUGUUGGACUACCCAGAGGAGGACAAAAAGCAAUCCAUGGCAGUGCUGUCAAUGUACUAUGUAAGCUACAGCAAGUCACGUCCUUACUACCAAGGCUCCCAAACAGUGCUGAAGUUGUAGCAGUAAAGCUAAAGAGAAAACUUGCCUACAAGGGACAUUACAUGUACGAAUGCGUUCGGCUGAAACGGGUGAUGGAUGCUCUUCGCUGGUUGCAAGAAAAUAAUCAGCUUUACAACGACAUCAAUGUCUGUGAGGACUGGGAAACAUAUUGGCAAGAAGACGACGCUGAUCUCUGGAAUGCAAUGACAAGGGCAUGUGAGGAACAAAGUAUUGUGGACCAAGCUAUUGAGAAUUCCGACACCGCAACAGGCAGCCUGAAUGAAUGUCAUGUUUCACAAUCUGAUACUACCCUUUCACUUUCACCAAAUGGAAAUGAUUAUCAGCUGUUAACACAUUUAGCCAGAAGACAUAACUAAUAACUUGAAGAUUAAAGAUGUACCCGGAGAUGGGAAUUGUUUCUUUCAUGCGGUAUCAUUUUGUCUUCGUGCAGCUGGAAUACAAGUCAUUAGUGGUCCAGAUAUUCGAGCUGCACUUAUCCAGUAUUUUCAGACAACAGACGAGAAACGUCACUAUAUGGUUUUUCUUGAAUUUGACGACACUACUUUUACCAAUUCUCUCUCCACAGAAGAACAACAACUCCAGGAGUUCGAGGUAUAUGUUAAUCGUCUAAGAAAUGGCGAAUGGGCAGACAAUCUGGCAGUCCAAGGUGUGGUUGAUAUGCUAAACGUUAACGUAAGGGUUAUUAACACGAUCACACCUAACUGGAUACACCAAAUUCAACCCAGACAGCAAACGACUGACAAUACUAUUACACUUGGCCAAAUGGGUGAACUUCAUUAUGUUGCUCUUGAAAAUGUUGAAGAGACGAUUAGAAAUGAAUCACGUUUUGAGGAAGCAACCAACCAAAUUGAAGACGAAGAAGACAUUAUUGCCUACGAGCAAACAAGCAAACUUCGAGGCAUCCCAUAUGAUACCCUGUUGCAAGACGAACAACAACUUGUCAAUGAUGACAGCACAUAUUCUAUAGCUCCUGAAGAAAAUCAAACACCGUGCGCAUUCUUGAUGGAUGAAAAAUUUGAGGAGUUGGCUAACCCUUCUAAAUAUCCUUAUGGCCGUGGCGGCCUAUCAACAAAAAGACAGAGAAAAAUCACAGCCAGAAAAUAUUUUAAUCAGAGGUUAUUACACAAAGAUGGCCGAUUCGCCAGUGAUAUUGAUUACCUCUUGGCUGCACAGUAUACAGUUGAAGCAAAACAAGUUCGGGAUGAUAUGCAAAUAACUUUACGACAGACUCGUGGCCAAUCAUUCCAAAACCGAACGGUAAACGCUGGCCUGGUUAAGUCAUCCGAUAAUCUACAAGCUAUGAUUCGUACGGAUACAGCAUUCAAGUUUCUGAAGAAUGUUCGUGGAUCUCCUGCUUAUUGGAAAACUGUUUUGCUAGAUUUAUUAGCCAUGGUGCGACAACUUGGAAUGCCUACAUGGUUUUUGACUCUUUCCGCAGCAGAUAUGCAAUGGCCUGAAGUUAUCCAGAGCAUCGCACAUCAAUAUGGUAAAGUACUGACGGCCGAUGAUGUAAAAAAUUUGCCAUGGUUGGAAAAGUGCAAAUGGUUACGUUCCAACCCAGUGACAGCAUCCCGUCAAUUCAAACAUCGCUUGGAUCAAUUCUUCAAAGAGUUCAUAGGCGGAAAGGCCAAUCCAAUUGGCGAACUGCAAGACUAUAUGAUCCGUAUAGAAUUUCAAGCUCGAGGAUCUCCCCAUGCACACACAAUUCUAUGGAUUAAAGAUGCCCCUGAACUUGAUGUCAAUACUGACGAAGAAGUUAUCUCUUUCAUUGACAAAUACCAGACAUGUGUUAUUCCUGAUGAAGAAAACACCGACCUAAGAAAUCUUGUCCUCUCCUUGCAAAAACAUGUACACUCAUCGACUUGCAGAAAACGUGGUUCAUGUAGGUUUAGGUUCCCUCACCCACCAAGCGGGAAAACAUUGAUAGCAAGACCACCUGAUGAAUCCGAUCCAACUAUUCUACAAAACGUUCUAAAGACAAACCAAGAAGUGCUUCGUAAAGUUCGAUAG
Molecule: messenger RNA, 2230 nt
Organism: Paramuricea clavata
Lineage: Eukaryota; Metazoa; Cnidaria; Anthozoa; Malacalcyonacea; Plexauridae
Source: the annotation of a GenBank genome assembly